AGAAGAAGGAGGAGGUGUAGCCAGGUGUUGCUACAUAUCGAGGUUUUCUCCGAGUUAAAUGUCAACAUGUUCAAAGCAAUGACAGAGACUUGUUCUGUUUUCGGUUGCAAAGCUGAUAAAGAAGUGGUGAGCCUUCACGUGUUACCCAAAGACCUGAACAUCCGGAUGAAAUGGGUGCAUUUUAUUUGGAAAAAUCGCAACAUCCCAACCAAACUUCCAGAUAAAACUCGGGUUUGCAGUAGUCAUUUUCCAGAAGCCAGCUUUGAAAAUUUUAUCCAAAAACAGAUGGGCUUCGCCACCAAACUUAUCCUGAAGCCGGACGCUGUUCCGACCAUUUAUCCCGGAGAGGCGGCGGGCAGCAGCCAGCACGGAGGUCCGCCGAGUAUUACUGCUUUGCGAUCACACACUAGAGAUGUGGGCUGUCAGUGCGACCCGCCGGAGAGACCACAGAGGACGGUGUCCACCCAGCUGUCACAUCUCACCUUAAUACACAGGCGGAGUCAAGCUAUCCAAGUCAAGCCAUCCACCAAAGGGUUUGGAGUCAACACAGAUGUGUCAGCAGGAUUUGGAGGAUUCCUCUCUACUACCAUCAAAGAGGAGUCUCCUCCUUUGAAAAGGAGACGCAUUGAUGCAUUGUCAGAUGGCACAGAGGAGUCAGAGGACACCAAGCCACAUCCCGAUGACACUUCAUACCACCAGAGCACCUCUGCUGUUGGUGAAUCAGCCAAUGUGAGCCAUGAGACACUGGUACAAGAUGCCACCAAGUAUAUCGUCUAUGAGGACUGCCUGUUAAGCCUGUUUCAUACCUGCCCCCGCUGUGGCCAGACUUGUGAGGUGCACAAGUUUGUCCGGGGAACCUUUCUGUCUGUGUCACAGAGGUGUCCUUUCUGCCAGUUCAACCGCAAGUGGAACAGUCAGCCGAUCAUUGGUAGCACCCCAGCAGGCAACCUGCAUCUGUCUGCAGCUGUCAACUUUACCGGUUCAUCAUUCAGACAGUUUAACAAGGUUCUGUCUGCACUCAAGGUUCGAACCAUAGCUGAGACGACAUACUUUGAUCAUGCCAGAUCGUACAUGGAUCCGUGUGUUUUCUCAACCUGGAAGCGGUUACAAGCAGACCUCAUCCAGACUCUGAGCCAGAGGGAGGAUGUCACACUGGGAGGCGACAUGCGAGCCAAGAUCCCAGGGCACAACGAUAAAUACGGUUCCUACUCAGUCAUGGACCUCCACAAUGGAAACAUUGUAGAUGUCCAGCUGAUGCAGAGCAGUGAAGUUGGCAGCAGUGCAAACAUGGAGACAGAGGGCCUGAUGAGGAGUCUUUCUUUUCUGGAGUCGUCUGGGGUGACGAUAAAGGCCGUGGUGACGGACAGGCAACCACAAAUACAGAAGUACUUGAAAGAGCAGAAACCAGAUAUCACGCAUUUUUAUGACAUGUGGCACAUUGCAAAAGGUGUUUCCAAGAAGUUGGAGGCUCUGGCCAAGGAACAGAAGUGUGACAAGGUGAAAAAAUGGCAAAAAUGUGUCAUCAAGCAUCUUUACUGGUCUUCCACCUCUUCAUCGUCUGGUGAAGAAGCUGUGGCUAAGUGGGCAUCAAUCUCCAAUCAUGUGCAGAACAUCCACAGCCACGACAAUGCCCUUUUCCCAGAGUGUCAGCACUCUGAGACGAGUGGGGGUCCCUCCAAAAAGUGGUUAAAGCCUGCAUCAAAACCUGCCUUCAAGUUCCAGAGAAUUGUGAAGAACAAACGCCUGAUGAGAGACGUAGCAAAACUUAGUCCUACCCAUCAGCUGUCGGCCAUUGAGAGGUUCCAUGGCGUAUUUCUGCAGUUUGCCCCCAAAAAUUUGGUCUUCUCCUACCGUGGAAUGCUGUGCAGAUUGUGCCUGGCUGCCAUUCAUUUCAAUGAAAAUGUGACACGGGGUCAGCUGAAGACCAAAGAUGGAGCACUGGUCUAUAAAAUCAAGUGCCCAAAGACAAAGAAGGGCAAAUGUUCCAUUCAGGCAGUCAAGACAAAGCCAACCUCUGGCUACGUGGACAACCUGCUCCAGGUCCUCUUUAGUGAGGUGCUAAAUGAUCCCGGACGAUUCACCGCUCAGCUGGACCAGCUGACCUCCCCAGAACCCUUGUGUACUCAGCCCAAGAAGUCUGACAGGGAGGAGGCCAUUGCUGGGAUUUUGUCACGAUUCAGUUGCCCAGGUGAGUGGAGUGGAAAAGAGGAAGUGCCUGAUGAGCAAGAAGUGCAAUUAUCCAAUCCAAGUAGCCAAGACAACUCCCACAUAUGGUAAAACUUUCACAAGUAACUACAGUUAAAAAUGCAUUAUCUACAUUAGUGCAACU
Molecule: messenger RNA, 2329 nt
Organism: Stegastes partitus (bicolor damselfish)
Lineage: Eukaryota; Metazoa; Chordata; Actinopteri; Pomacentridae
Exons: 11
Coding region: 67-2277 (736 amino acids)
Source: RefSeq, a predicted model, not a curated record